AUGUCGCUUGUAGUUGUAGUGUACAAAGAGUCGGAGUGUGGGGCAUGUUGGGAAAUGAUGAUACAGGCAUGUUUGACCCGUGACAGGAAGGUGAUGGAUGCAACAUUGGAAACAGAUAAUGAAGAACAUCGUAUGGCUUCUUGUGUACCCUACAUGAUGUCCAGUGAGAGCCGAGAAUCUGGAUAUGUGGACAACUGGCAGUCAGGGAAGACUGUCACAGAGUGUAAUCUGCGCAUGCUCAACACGGAAGACUUAAGUGACGUCACCUUCCGUGUAGGAUCAGAGAAACAGGUGGUCCGAGCACACCGCUACGUUCUUGUCAGUCGCAGCUGUGUCUUCCAUGCCAUGUUCUGUGGCCCCCUGGCGGAGACAGGGGAGGUAACAAUCCCUGACAUUGAGGCAGACAUCUUCAAAGAGUUCUUGAGGUAUGUGUACACAGACAAGGCCUCUAUCAACGCUGCAACAAUCACGGGUCUAAUGUACACCUCCAGGAAAUAUGCCAUAGAUGCAUUGUACAAUCUCUGUGUAACGUUCCUUGAAAAGUCCCUGUCAGAAGACAAUAUCUGUCAGAUCCUGGAGCAGUGUCAUGGCUAUGGGGAGCUGGACUUGGAACAAAAGGCCUUGAAGUUGCUGACUCGAGGAGGCAAGAGAGUCAUCCAAUCUCACGGGUUUUUGAAGCUUUGCGCUGAGUGUGUGGCUAAGUUUGUGAGGUCAGAUAAUUUGGAUUUUAAAGAGGAAGACAUCUUUGAAGCAGUUCUGUCCUGGACAAAAGGAAGAUGCAAACAGGAAGGUGUCAAUGACACGCCGGAGAACAGACGGGGUUUCCUUGGGGAUAUAAAGUAUGAGAUCCGGUUUACCAGCAUGCCCAUAGAGUAUCUGGUGAAGGAUGUAGGCCGAUCUGGUGUGCUGACAGACACGGGGCAGGAUACGCUCUCUAUUUCACGAACACCUGAUAUCAUGGAUCUGGCAACAGCCGUUGGUGUCAGCAUUGCAGAACCUUAA
Haliotis rufescens (red abalone) is the source of this 1002-nucleotide messenger RNA. Its product is annotated as BTB/POZ domain-containing protein 6-like. Gene Ontology annotation, biological process: neurogenesis. The record is from RefSeq and is a predicted model, not a curated record. Gene Ontology annotation, molecular function: protein binding. The coding region runs from base 1 to 1002 and encodes 333 amino acids. The transcript has 4 exons. Gene Ontology annotation, cellular component: cytosol. Lineage: Eukaryota; Metazoa; Mollusca; Gastropoda; Lepetellida; Haliotidae.